AUGACUGUGUCCUCCGUCCAACCCAGAAGCACAAACCAUGCUGCUCGUCUGGGAGGAAAACAAAGCUUGAGACCCAAGAUGAAGGAAGAGAAGGGUGCUCCAUUGAAAAACAAAAUAAUUUACCAGAUUUUUUUGCUUGUGUGUUUUGGUUUCUGCAAUUCAGGUGGAGUGUUGGCAGUGAAUAUGACUAUCCCAAAUACUCUCAUUAGAGGUAAAUUAGGAGGGGAGGCCCUUCUGUCAGUCCGCUAUGAUAGUUUCAGCUUAGACCUGCCAGUUAUCAAGUGGCUACUUAAAAGGGAAAAAUCUGUCACGGUUGUCCAGUCGAUUGGAACGGACAUCAUUGGGACGCUGAGGCCCGAGUACCGGGAUCGUAUCCUGGUAUUUGGGAAUGGGACUCUGCUUCUCCACAACCUCAGAUUUGCUGAUGAUGGAACAUAUGACGUAGAGAUCUCCAUCACAGAUGAUACCUUUCCAGGAGAGGGCAGCAUCACACUCACUGUGGAUGAAUCUAUAUCCAGGCCUUAUAUCAACAUGGAGUCUUCAUCAUUACUGGAGCUUAGCGAAAAUGUUGUCCUCAACUGCUCUCAUGACAAUGGAACCAGGACUACAUACAGGUGGUUCAAAGGUGGAAAACUCCUGACCAAUGAGACAAGGUUCGUGUUUUCUCCUGAUCAGAAGCUUUUGACCAUCAAGCGGGUGUUGAUGGCAGAUGAUGAUGUCUACAGCUGCACAGUGGAGAAUCCGGUGGGAAAUAUGACAAGUCUGCCAAUUAGACUGACUGUAUACAAAAGAAGUUCCCUUUAUAUCAUCCUUUCUACUGGAGGCAUCUUUCUUUUGAUCACCUUGGUGACUAUAUGUGCCUGCUGGACACCUUCUAAAAAACCAAGACAGCCCCCUAGAAAGCACCUCUCCAGGUUUUAUAACCGCUCUCACCAAACACCAAUCAAUCACACAGAUUGUGUGCUUCCAAAAAUGCCACAGCACAAUGGGAUAAAUGCAGUAACUUCACUUUAUAUCCUCCAGCAAAAGGAUCCUUCCACAGAUGACUCCUCCAGCAACAGUAUUGGAUCUCCAUCUGAACUUGACAACCCACCAUGCUACACCACUUCCCCCACAUAUACUGAUCCUAUUACUCUUACUGCUGGUUCCCCUGCUCACAUCUUCCGUAAGCAUACCUGAUGGGUCAUCGGUUUAAACAGUCCACAGUACAACAAACAGAAGGUUACAUGCUCUAUAUUCUACUGCUCCGAAAUGCAAAGUACUCUAGACAUCGUGGAGAGUGUCGUAAAAUGAAGAAAAUGCUGUGAAUUAAACACUGUAACUUAAAUAACAGUUGUUUUAAAGUUUAGUAGCACAGCCUGGAAUGAAAUAUGAGGACAGUUUGACAUUAGAGUCAAAAUGUUUCAGUUUUUAUGAUUUACAUUUUUUAUUUGGUUUGUUACUCAACACCAUUGCAGUUUGUUACAUGUCAAUUCCAGACAAUUCCAGACAUAUAACUGACUUGUUAUCUCUCUGUUAUGUCAAAUUUUUUGUAUACAUAAAAAUACAGAUUACUUUGUGAAAUAAUGUAAAUUAGUAUUUUAGUUCUACUAGAUUGCUUAAUUUAUGUGUAUACAGUGACAAAACCAUGUUGGGGUAGGAUAGGGGGCCAUGGUAUUUGAAUUUUAUACAUACUUUAAUAAAAAUGUAGAAUUAUCA
Messenger RNA from Maylandia zebra (zebra mbuna), 1698 nucleotides. RefSeq names its product hepatic and glial cell adhesion molecule. The record is from RefSeq and is a predicted model, not a curated record. Lineage: Eukaryota; Metazoa; Chordata; Actinopteri; Cichliformes; Cichlidae.